GUGUUUGAAGGGCUGAAGGAGGGCAGGAGCAGAAUCCCAUGGUAGCCAGGUGGGUGACGGGGAACGACGACCUUGCACCUGCCUUGAAGAAGACGGUGUCUGACCAGCUGCAUAAGUGACCAGGCGGUCCCAAAAGCCUGACAAUGGACCCGCUUCACAUUAGCAUGGCCAGUACUCCGCUGGUGAAGCAUACUGCGGGAGCUGGACUCAAGACCAACAGACCCCGGGUCAUGUCCAAAAGUGGACACAGCAAUGUGAGGAUUGACAAAGUGGAUGGCAUCUAUUUACUCUACCUUCAAGACUUGUGGACGACCGUUAUCGACAUGAAGUGGCGGUAUAAGCUCACCCUGUUUGCUGCUACAUUCGUGAUGACCUGGUUUCUUUUUGGAGUGAUUUACUACGCCAUCGCGUUCAUUCACGGGGACUUAGAACUGAGUGAGCCUAUUUCAAAUCACACCCCCUGCAUCAUGAAAGUGGACUCUCUCACGGGAGCGUUUCUCUUCUCCCUGGAAUCCCAGACCACGAUUGGCUAUGGCGUCCGGUCCAUCACGGAGGAAUGCCCUCAUGCCAUUUUCCUGUUGGUUGCCCAGCUGGUCAUCACGACCUUGAUUGAGAUCUUCAUCACGGGCACCUUCCUGGCCAAAAUUGCCAGACCCAAAAAGCGGGCAGAGACCAUCAAGUUCAGCCACUGUGCUGUCAUCACCAAGCAGAAUGGAAAGCUGUGCUUGGUGAUCCAGGUGGCCAAUAUGAGGAAGAGUCUCCUGAUUCAGUGCCAGCUUUCUGGAAAGCUCCUCCAGACCCACGUCACCAAGGAGGGGGAGCGGAUCCUCCUCAACCAAGCCACCGUCAAAUUCCACGUGGACUCCUCCUCGGAGAGCCCCUUCCUCAUUUUGCCCAUGACGUUCUACCACGUGCUGGAUGAGACGAGCCCCCUGAGAGAUCUCACUCCCCAAAAUCUGAAGGAGAAAGACUUUGAACUUGUGGUCCUCCUUAAUGCCACUGUGGAAUCCACCAGCGCUGUCUGCCAGAGCCGCACGUCUUACAUCCCCGAGGAGAUCUACUGGGGUUUUGAGUUUGUGCCUGUGGUUUCUCUCUCAAAAAAUGGAAAAUAUGUGGCUGAUUUCAGUCAGUUCGAACAGAUCCGGAAGAGCCUGGAUAACACGUUUUACUGCGCGGAUUCUGAGAAGCAGAAACUUGAGGAGAAGUACAGGCAGGAGGAUCAGAGGGAAAGAGAGCUAAGAACUCUUCUGUUACAACAGAGCAACGUCUGAUGGCAGUGGUGUCGCCUUGAUUUAACUAACUCUACAUGCUGUUUCCACAUCUGCACUCCCUUCAAACAUGAAGGUCACUGCGAAAACAAAAAUGUGUGGAAUCACUGUGAAAAACAGCAUAGGCGUGCAAAACCCAUCUGUUCUUUUGAUGAUCUGGUGACUAAACAAGAAUCUCCACGUUUGAGAGGGUUCCUUUGGUAAAUGCUUUGUCUGAAGUGAACUCAAAAUUCAAAUUUUCUAAAACGGGGCUACAUUUCAAAGAACUUGGUGUAGAGCAAUUGCAAAAACAUCCUGCUGAAUGGACAAAUACUUAGAAAUUCUGAUAUUAAACGGCAGGGUAUUUCUAUACAAGGAUGUCAGCUAUAUUAUAAGGUAUUUAUUCAGUUCAAGUAUCAAAGACAUAAUGGCCAUAACAGCCGAGACUUGAAAUGUGGUUCAAUAUUCACUUACACCAUUGCUUUAAAACAAUUUUUUCCAAAUAGAGAACAUGUUAUAUAUAACGAGGCUACCUGGUGAUACUGAAAAAGAAGAAGGGGGACUCUGUACUCACAAAAUAUAAUACUUCCAUUUUUACCUCUUUUCAGUGGAUUUAAUUAUGUAGAGUGAAAUCGAUCACAUAAGGAUUUAACAGUUGUGAAAAUACAUACAAAUGGAGCUGAUGUUAUUACAUUUUGUUGGACUGUACGAGCCCCUUUUAAUUCAAAAUGUGGCUCACAGAACAGCCGCCUCAGCCCCAUUUAGGAGCGUAUUAGCAAUGUAAACUCUUAGGCCCCACCCAGACUUAGAGAAUCGGAGUCUGUAUCUUAACAAGAACCCCAAGUGUUUCUGUAUAAAUGAGAGCCUGAAAAGCUCCUCUCUGGGCAGUGUUUUCCAAGUAACUUUCUGAAUCCAUGGGACUCUGUGGGGUCCAUGUCCACGUGACCUCCAGACCUGUCCUUUCUUCGGCUCGUUAUUGUGGGCCAAUAUUCCUUUCAGCCAUUUCAUUCCUUAUUAAAAUACCUUAGCCACAAAGGGACUGCCACUGACAUUCCAAAGGCAAAUAAAGCUUUGGAGAGUAAUUGUUGUCUCAUCCAUGAUAAGUACAUCCUUGUUGAUUAUGGUUAGCCCAGAAGAAAAUUUAAGCUGCGUAAUAAUCAGAAAUAUGCUCAGAUGUUGCAAUCUAGAUGGUUGAUGCGAACACGAGGAACAAGAGUUGCCGAGGAUAAGUAAUUCAUGCACAGAUGACUCCUUGAAGCGUGAACAAAAUUUGAUAAUCUGAUAAUGUGUAAAGAAUGCACUCAGUAUGUAAAUAAAUCUUGUGCAACUCUGUGUUACAGAGGUAACAUUUUGCCUUUGGCAGAAUUUAGGCACCCUGCAUUUCUUUACAACAAAGAGGGAAUGGGCCAGGAUUGGCUAAAUACGCAAAAGGUGAAUUCUCAUUUCAUUCCAGCCAGGAUGGACUUGCGUGUUGACUUGAAGAAUGUGACUAUAAUUGUGUAGUCGCUGCAUGGAUGCACGUGAGCCCACAUAUGUGUACACAGAGGCACACAUGCCCUGGCUAUUCAAGCAUCACUGUGGAAAUUAUCAAUGAAAGACAUUUGCAAUUAAGAGAGCAAAAGAACCCUCACUUCUAUUUUGUUCUAUAGGAUUGGGAACAUUGGAACUCAGAGAAAAGAGUGAAAGUAAUUUGGAAUCAAAUGAUUGGUGAAAUGAUGAUAUGGAUGACAGCAAAUCUGGUCAUCUCUUGAUGGUCCCACAUUUUCAAGUGUCAUUCCAUUAAAUAGAAAAUGUGACUAAAACCUCUGAUCUGGAACUAAACAUCUAAUGCAUGGGUGAGAAUAAUGGGGGUAAAGUCAUAAUGAUUUAAAGAGAAGCCUCAAUGCACAAGAGGAUUUUGUCCUUAAUUAUUCAGGAAGCUUUUUUUUUUUUUCUCUGUUGAUGAUUUCAUGGCAGGUUGUUUUAGAGCGUCAUAUUCUUAAAAAUUACAUUAGUGUAGUUAGAUAUUAGCCCUUUUAGCUAUCAUAUGUGUUUUUAAUUGUAUAUUGUGUUAUAAUCGACAGGAAAAUAAUGCCACAGGCACGUUUACAGUUUUUCUGUUGCACUAUUAAAUUCUUUUCACAGUAUUUACAUCAAUGGUAAUAAGAGUGUGAUCGAGAUUAGGAAUCUUGGAUAUUGACAUGGCAUAUGGUACAAUGAUGUAGCAUGAGACUGAAAAAUCUUUUUUUUUUUAUGUUCAGUUAGCCUAUCUACUUCAGGCAAAUUUGGAAGAUUUGACCAUCUGAACUUUUGCACUACGUACAAAAUCAAUAGGCAGUGUCUUAAAAGCCAAUAUUUGUAUAAAUCAAUAAAUCAUAUUGUAACAUGAUAUUCAAUAAAUAGCUUUAAAGUUGUAGCUGGUUUGAAACUUAUCAAUUUCCAGGCACACUUACUUAUUAUUUACACAAAAUACUCUUGAAUUAACAUACUAACUGAGAAUUCAGGUGGCAAACUGACUCUAUCUGGACAGCCUUCUGACUGAAACAGAUUCAUGUGUGACAGCCAAAUAAGAAGUCAAGCUAAUGGACUAUUUUUGACCGAAACAGGCUUUUGCAUUUUGAAACAUUUGUAGGUACCAGGCCUUCUCAGUGAGACCUCUUAGCCAUGCUGGCUUCCAUUUGAUAAACCACAAAGGAAAUUGCAGCAAAUCAGUGUGAUCCACAAGCCAUGUCUUAUUUCAUUAACAAAAUAUAUUGUACUUAGAUGGCAUCUAGUAGCCAAUGGCCCCAGAAGCAUUGCAAGGGUUGACUCAUUGGUUUUCACAGUGAGCCACGUCUGGGGUGGGAGUGGAGUCAUACAUUGGUUCCCUUCCCCAAUCAUGGGGACAUUACAGCACAGAGAGGAG
Rhinolophus ferrumequinum (greater horseshoe bat) is the source of this 4131-nucleotide messenger RNA. It is a transcript of the gene KCNJ15, whose product is annotated as potassium inwardly rectifying channel subfamily J member 15. Gene Ontology annotation, molecular function: inward rectifier potassium channel activity. Gene Ontology annotation, cellular component: plasma membrane. Gene Ontology annotation, biological process: regulation of monoatomic ion transmembrane transport; potassium ion import across plasma membrane. The transcript is spliced from 3 exons. Lineage: Eukaryota; Metazoa; Chordata; Mammalia; Chiroptera; Rhinolophidae. The coding region runs from base 144 to 1271 and encodes 375 amino acids. The record is from RefSeq and is a predicted model, not a curated record.